UUAGAUGGCCGGUUAUAGUUGGUUUAGAGUAGUUGGUUAACUUAACAUGUACAGAUACUGUAAAGAGAUAGUAUAUAUACGUUGUAAAGUUAACAGAUACAAUUAAUGAGAAAAUCAGAGUUUAAUAUCUCUAACAAACUUUUCUCAUCUCUCUCGAUCUCUCAAUCGCUAAUAUGGUAUCAGAGCCAUCACACUCUUGAUCUCUUCAUUUUUCCGAUCAGAUCAUCUCGUUUUCCAGUUUGAUUCUCUGUUUCCGCCGAUUGAAUCGAAGAUACAAUGGUUACCGUCGCUCGUGCAACUCGGAAAUCGACUCGAUCGAGACCUUCGACGAGUUCAGCCGUUCGCAAGCCGUCGCAAUCCAGAAUGGUUGACUCGCCUCCGGAUUCUCCUCCAGCAGUAAUGUGGCUCUGAUACCAUAUUAGUAAUGUGGCCUAACUAAUCCCAAAAGCUAGCUCAAGGGAGAAGGGUUGCCACAUCACAUAUAUAUUACCCCAAGGAACUAUCCCACCAUCGAUGUGGGAUAUUCUAACACGAUCUGCACCGCUUUCGCAUUUGAGACCAAUGAUCCCAGUCGGCUGCCUUCUUCACCUUUGCCUCCCGAAUGCUCGUAGCCUCGUAGGAACAUCUCCGCCGCUAAAUUCGCUUCUCUCCGGCGAAAUCAAAACUUGCCUUUCAGAUAUAUUCAUUAGCCAUUUCGGCCCAGUUUAUAUGGGCCUACAUAUCUUAAUGGGCUAUUGAAACAGUAGAUAUUUAGGCCCAUUUAAGCUCACCAGCCGCUGUCGGUAUCUUAAUCGCGAGAAUUGAGAAACAUUAAGUCACCGAUCGUCCGACAUGAGAUUUAUGAUAUCGGCGGCGGCUGGUGAGCUUUUCCGACGUAAUGAGCUCGUAGUGAGGCAGCUCUCGAACCCUCGUUUUUAUUCUAAACGCGUCAAUGCCUUCUCUGAAAUCGAAAGCAAAUUGAGAUCGCUAUGUGAAAAUUCAACUCCUCAGGUUAAGAAUGCCGUUUCAGUUUUCCAGGAGGCAGUAAACUCCGGUGGCUCUCUUGCGUUCGCCGGAAAUAAUCUCAUGGCAACGCUGGUACGCUCUAGAAACUACGACGUUGCAUUUUCAAUUUACCGCAAGAUGCUUGAGACUGAUACUUUUAUCAAUUUUGUGUCGCUGAGUGGGUUGCUUGAAUGUUUUGUGCAAAUGAAUAAGACCGGAUUUGCGUUCGGUGUUCUUGCGGCGAUGCUAAAGCGUGGGUUUGCUUUCAAUGUGUACAACAUGAAUAUCCUCUUAAAGGGUUUAUGUAAGAAUCUGGAAUGUGAUAAAGCUGUUAGUUUACUGAGAGAAAUGAGACAAAACUCUCUGAUGCCAGAUGUUGUUAGCUACAACACGGUUAUUAGAGGUUUCUGCGAGGGAAAAGAGUUGGAGAAAGGAUUGCAAUUAGCUAAUGAAAUGCAAGGCAGUGGCUGUUCCUGGAGUUUGGUGACUUGGGGGAUUCUGAUAAAUGCAUUCUGCAAGGCUGGUAAGAUGGAAGAGGCAAUCGGCUUGCUCAGUGAAAUGAAAUCUAAGGGUUUAGAAGCAGAUCUUGUUGUGUAUACUACCCUGAUUCGAGGGUUCUGUGAUUGUGGUGAGUUAGACAAAGGGAAGGCGCUCUUCGACGAGGUUCUGCAAAGAGGAGAUUCUCCCUGUGCAAUUACAUAUAACACUCUCAUUCGAGGUUUUUGCCAGUUAGGACAGUUGAAAGAAGCCUCACAGAUGUUUGAGUUUAUGAUGGAGCGUGGAGUUCGACCAAAUGUUUACACUUACACGGGCCUAAUUGAUGGCCUUUGUGGAGUAGGUAAGACUAAGGAAGCCCUGCAACUUUUAAAUCUGAUGUUAGAGAAGGAUGAAGAACCAAAUGUUGUGACAUAUAACAUUAUUAUUGACAAGCUGUGCAAGGACAGCCUUGUGGCGGAUGCUUUAGAAAUUGUUGAGUUGAUGAAGAAGAGGCGGACAAUACCUGAUAACAUAACAUACACUAUUUUACUGGGAGGACUCUGUGCCAAAGGUGACUUAGACGAAGCAAGUAAGCUUCUAUAUUUGAUGCUGGAUGAUAGUAAUUAUGCGGAUCCAGAUGUUAUAUCAUUUAAUGCAUUAAUCCACGGGCUGUGCAAGGAAAACCGUCUCCAACAAGCUUUAGAUAUUUAUGAUUUGCUGGUUGAGAAAUUGGGUGCUGGAGAUAUAGUAACCACUAAUAUAUUGCUUAAUAUCACUCUCAAGUCUGGAGAUGUAAAUAGGGCAAUGGAACUUUGGAAACAAAUGUCUAUUUCCAAAAUUGUUCCAAACUCAGAUACCUAUACUACUAUGAUUGAUGGGCUUUGCAAAACUGGCAUGCUUAAUAUUGCUAAAGGAUUGCUUUGCAAAAUGAGAGGGUCUAGGCUACGGCCUAGUGUUUUCGACUACAACUGUCUACUGUCAUCAUUAUGCAAAGAGGGAAGUUUAGACCAGGCAUGGAGAUUAUUUAACGAAAUGCAGUAUGCUGACUGUUUUCCAGACAUUGUUUCUUUCAAUAUUAUGAUUGAUGGAAAUCUCCAAGCUGGGAAUAUUGCGCCUGCAGAAUUACUUUUUAUGGGGAUGUCUCUUGCUGGUCUUUCUCCUGAUUUAUAUACUUACUCGAAGUUUAUAAAUAGGUUCCUCAAACUUGGAUAUAUAGACGAAGCUAUCAGAUUCUUUGACAAAAUGGUUGAGAGCGGCUUUGAACCUGAUGCUCAUAUUUGUGAUUCUGUGUUGAAGUAUUGUAUUUCACAGGGAGAAACAGACAAGUUGAAGGAACUUGUAAAAAAACUGGUGGAGAAAGAUAUUGUCCUCGACAAAAAACUUACUUGUACGGUCAUGGAAUACAUGUGUGGCAGCUCAGCAAACAUGGAUCUUGCAAAACGGUUGUUAAGAGUAGCAGAUGAUAAAUAAGAAGGGGAUAUGCUGGGUACAUAAUCAUGCUCAGUUAUGCUAACUUGAAGACUAAAGCUGGAGAAUGGUUCUGCAUUUGGAAUGCUAUGUAGGCUCCAGGUUGAACGAACAAGUCUGAUAUUUUCACAACUAGUAUUAUCAUCAUAUACAUAUUUGUUUGGGAGAUUUUUGUAAAUAAUUCAAGUAGAGUUAAUUUA
Messenger RNA from Capsella rubella, 3128 nucleotides. Its product is annotated as pentatricopeptide repeat-containing protein At4g28010. The coding region runs from base 832 to 2931 and encodes 699 amino acids. The record is from RefSeq and is a predicted model, not a curated record. The transcript has a single exon. Gene Ontology annotation, molecular function: protein binding. NCBI's taxonomy places the organism in Eukaryota, Viridiplantae, Streptophyta, Magnoliopsida, Brassicales, Brassicaceae.